Talpa occidentalis (Iberian mole) is the source of this 4168-nucleotide messenger RNA. RefSeq names its product CCCTC-binding factor (gene CTCF). Gene Ontology annotation, biological process: regulation of transcription by RNA polymerase II. Gene Ontology annotation, cellular component: nucleus. Bases 446 to 2629 code for a protein of 727 amino acids. The record is from RefSeq and is a predicted model, not a curated record. The transcript is spliced from 12 exons. Gene Ontology annotation, molecular function: DNA-binding transcription factor activity, RNA polymerase II-specific; RNA polymerase II transcription regulatory region sequence-specific DNA binding. NCBI's taxonomy places the organism in Eukaryota, Metazoa, Chordata, Mammalia, Eulipotyphla, Talpidae.
CCCAUGCUGCCCCGCGCCAACCCCUCCCCUCACCUUUCCUCCCCCGCCCUCCACUCGUCGCCCGGCCGGCCCCCCCACCCGUCCCUUCCCUUAUCAGCACCCGCGGCCCCGGCAGCGCCGACGCAGGCGCACUGCACCGCGCCGCCGCCAUUUUGUGUCCGAGCCUGUGGAGCGAUUAAACCGUGCGCGGAGCUGCUUCUUUGGCGGCAGCGGCGGCGGCGGUAGCCGGUGCGGGUGCGCGGAGCUGGCCGGAGACGCCGGGUGGCCGGAGCGGUGGAGCGGCGGCGGAGCGGGCGCUGCGGGGGGUGUGGCGCGGAGAAUGAUCACAGACGUGGGGCCAGAGAACAAGAUGCACUAGUGGGCACAUUGUUGACUAGGAGCGUGAGAACUGGGUUCUUUUUUUUCUUCCUCAAACUGACUUUGCAGCCACGGAGAGGAAGGGGAAAUGGAAGGAGAGGCGGUUGAAGCCAUUGUGGAGGAAUCCGAAACUUUCAUUAAAGGAAAGGAGAGAAAGACUUACCAGAGACGUCGGGAAGGGGGCCAGGAAGAAGACGCUUGCCAUCUACCCCAGAACCAGACUGAUGGGGGUGAGGUGGUCCAGGAUGUCAAUAGCAGUGUGCAGAUGGUAAUGAUGGAACAGCUGGAUCCUACCCUUCUUCAGAUGAAGACUGAAGUAAUGGAGGGCACAGUUGCUCCAGAAGCAGAGGCUGCUGUGGACGAUACCCAGAUCAUAACCUUGCAGGUGGUAAAUAUGGAGGAACAACCCAUAAACAUAGGAGAACUUCAACUUGUUCAAGUACCUGUUCCUGUGACUGUACCUGUUGCUACUACUUCAGUAGAAGAACUUCAGGGGGCUUAUGAGAAUGAAGUAUCUAAAGAGGGCCUUGCAGAGAGCGAACCCAUGAUAUGCCACACCUUACCUUUGCCUGAAGGAUUUCAAGUGGUUAAAGUGGGCGCCAAUGGAGAAGUGGAGACACUAGAGCAAGGGGAACUUCCACCUCAGGAAGAUCCUACUUGGCAAAAAGACCCAGACUAUCAGCCACCAGCCAAAAAAACAAAGAAAACCAAAAAGAGCAAACUGCGUUACACAGAAGAGGGCAAAGAUGUAGAUGUGUCUGUCUACGAUUUUGAAGAAGAACAACAGGAGGGUCUGCUGUCAGAGGUUAAUGCAGAGAAAGUGGUUGGUAACAUGAAGCCUCCAAAACCAACAAAAAUUAAAAAGAAAGGUGUAAAGAAGACAUUCCAGUGUGAACUUUGCAGUUAUACGUGUCCACGGCGUUCAAAUUUGGAUCGUCACAUGAAAAGUCACACUGAUGAGAGACCACACAAGUGCCAUCUCUGUGGCAGGGCAUUCAGAACAGUCACCCUCCUGAGGAAUCACCUUAAUACACACACAGGUACUCGUCCUCACAAGUGCCCAGACUGCGACAUGGCCUUUGUGACUAGUGGAGAGUUGGUGCGGCAUCGUCGUUAUAAACACACCCAUGAGAAGCCAUUUAAGUGUUCCAUGUGCGAUUAUGCCAGCGUAGAAGUCAGCAAAUUAAAACGUCAUAUUCGCUCUCACACUGGAGAGCGACCGUUCCAGUGCAGCUUGUGCAGUUAUGCCAGCAGGGACACAUACAAGCUGAAAAGGCACAUGAGAACCCAUUCAGGGGAAAAACCAUAUGAAUGUUAUAUUUGUCAUGCUCGGUUUACCCAAAGUGGCACCAUGAAGAUGCACAUUUUACAGAAGCACACAGAAAAUGUGGCCAAAUUUCACUGUCCCCACUGUGACACUGUCAUUGCCCGAAAAAGUGAUUUGGGUGUCCACUUGCGGAAGCAGCAUUCCUAUAUUGAGCAAGGCAAGAAAUGCCGAUACUGCGAUGCUGUGUUUCACGAGCGCUAUGCCCUCAUCCAGCAUCAGAAGUCACACAAGAAUGAGAAGCGCUUUAAGUGUGACCAGUGUGAUUAUGCUUGCAGACAGGAGAGGCACAUGAUCAUGCACAAGCGAACCCACACCGGGGAGAAGCCUUAUGCCUGCAGCCAUUGCGACAAGACCUUCCGCCAGAAACAGCUCCUCGACAUGCACUUCAAACGCUAUCAUGACCCCAACUUUGUCCCUGCAGCCUUCGUCUGUUCUAAGUGUGGGAAAACAUUUACACGCCGGAACACCAUGGCAAGACAUGCUGACAAUUGUGCUGGUCCAGAUGGUGUUGAAGGGGAAAAUGGUGGAGAAACGAAGAAGAGUAAACGUGGAAGAAAAAGAAAGAUGCGCUCUAAAAAAGAGGACUCCUCUGACAGUGAAAAUGCUGAGCCAGACCUGGAUGACAAUGAGGAUGAGGAGGAGCCUGCAGUAGAAAUUGAACCCGAGCCAGAGCCUCAGCCUGUGACCCCAGCCCCACCACCCGCCAAGAAGAGGAGAGGACGCCCCCCUGGCAGAACCAACCAACCCAAACAGACCCAGCCAACAGCCAUCAUUCAGGUUGAAGACCAGAACACAGGUGCAAUUGAGAACAUUAUAGUUGAAGUCAAAAAAGAGCCAGAUGCAGAGCCCGUGGAGGGGGAGGAGGAGGAGACCCAGCCAGCUGCAACGGACGCCCCCAACGGAGACCUCACGCCUGAGAUGAUCCUCAGCAUGAUGGACCGGUGAUGGCAGGGCCUCGCUCGCCACCGGGACUGCUCUGGGCUGUGUUUAAACGGCCCGAAUCUUAAUUUUUCUCCCUUCUUUCUUCUUUUGGCUUUGGGAAAAGCAUCAUUUUACACCAUUUUACCAAACAUACCGAGAACUAAAACUUCAAGGAUGAUGUUAGAAAAUGUGAUUUAACUAGAACUUGCUGUUUGAUGUUAGCAAAUCAUGGAAUGUUCUGAAUCCCUGAGGGUUUACUCAGAAGUGCUGAGGACAGUGUUGACUCCUGACUGGUUUUCUUAGAUGGAAACGGAGACAUCGACCCUCUCUCUCGCUGUGGUAAACCACUCCAGAAUGGCCACCGGGUUUCCCAGAGUUCUCUGGUCUUCUUCCCAGGAGAGUUUUUAAUUGUAAAUGCAGACUUGGGAAGGACUUAGACUUUUAAACUGGUUUUGGCUUUUGCUUUUCCCUGACUCCCUUUGCUUGGAGUCAGCUGCACACCAGUAGUAUGGCAUGCUACGAUCGGUUUUUGUCCUGAAGGCUUUGCCUCUUUCUUGGCAGAGUUUCUGGUAUGGUCAAGCUUGUAAAUAACUUUUUUUACAUUUUAAUCUUUUCCAUUAAUUAAGAGGUUGAAAAGAAGUGCAGUGUAAGAAAACCCAGCAUUUUAAUUACUUGCAAAUUAAGUUACCACGGACUCUGUAGUGUGUAAACGUUGACAAGGAAUUGGAUCACAAUCAUGUAGCAGAACAGCACCCAGACUGCUGCCCGCCACCGGUGACGGCCGCCCACGUGGAAGAUGGUGAUUUCCGCCCAUGGAGCCAACAUCUGAACCUUGUACAAUUAACUUUCAGUUAUGAUUUCCCAUCUACAUUUUCUUUGCUCUGUUUGUAGCUGAAUUUUGUGUUUUAUAAAUCCUCUAUUAAAGAAGGGUGAUUAUGAGUGGGUCACAGCAGCCCUUCAAAGCUGGGCCGGCAAAUUUCUCUAGGUUAGUAAUUUAAACUUUGGAUCUUCAAAAAAAUAAUAAUAAUAAUGUGAAACAAAACCAACUAAAAAGUGAUUCUUGCACAUGAACUGUCACAUGUUUAAAAUGUGUUUUUAGAGAGCCUCAGUCUUGCUGAUUUCAAACACUUUUUUCUUCUGUGUAUUGCUUUUAAGAGAGCCAUCAGUUAGCUAUCAAACUCUAGGUUGAUGCAUUUUGUACUUAGCUGUACUGUGUGAUAUUUUUCAUUAUUUUAGGACGCCAACAUGAGACCUGUAAUAAAAUAUGUAAUGGGGUUGAAAGCUGGGGAGGAGGAUCUACUGCUGUACAGCUAAUAAAUCAUAACGGAUUAACAAGUGCUCCAAACAUCCCGUCUUGUGUGUUUCCUGCCUGACGAGGGGCCCGAUGGGGUCCAUAUGCGUGGUCUGAGGUAGUGCCUUUCAGAUCAGCUGUGUCCCCGCCAUGACAGCUUCCUCUAGCAGAUGGCAGAUGAUUGCAGCAUUUGACAGGCUCCUGAGUGCAUCCUGCUGCAAGUCUGACCUCCUGGAAAGUGGGUGAGUAGAGAGGUGAGUGGUUGUGCGCCU